This is a messenger RNA of Lethenteron reissneri (Far Eastern brook lamprey), 1798 nucleotides long. RefSeq lists its product as uncharacterized. The record is from RefSeq and is a predicted model, not a curated record. Lineage: Eukaryota; Metazoa; Chordata; Hyperoartia; Petromyzontiformes; Petromyzontidae. Gene Ontology annotation, cellular component: membrane raft; signaling receptor complex. Gene Ontology annotation, biological process: inflammatory response. Gene Ontology annotation, molecular function: tumor necrosis factor binding; tumor necrosis factor receptor activity.
GCCACUGUUCUGGAACUUCAGUCAUUUUCUGUUCUUUGGUGCAGCAGCAGCAGCGACGGGCCGUGAGCUUGUGUUGAGUUUCGAUUUAAAGCUUUCGUGACUGCAGGGAUUCAUCUUCUUGGUUCUUUCGGUAAAGUCACGUAGAAGGGAAGUAAUAAAAUAAUAAAAAUAAAACAUAAUAAAAUAAUUAUCACGACGUUUCGGCCACAACGCAAGCAGCCGUCCUCACCUGAGGACUUCCCUUCUACGUGACUACCUUGUGUUGAGUGUCCACGAGUCAAGCGGAGAGAGACGGCGCGGAUUGUCACCAUGAGGAGGAUGAGGAGGAAAGGCGACUUGGACAGCUGCUGCGGGCUCGCGUGUCUCCUGCUGGCCCUGGCUGCUUUUUCCACCGCAAUCGAAGGCCCAGCUGUGAAUUCAGAAUGUGCCAAAGGAUCUUACAGAUCGCAGAUUGGUCACUGCUGCCUGUUGUGUCGAGCAGGGUCAUACAAGAAAAUGGACUGUGCAUCAGAGGGCCAGGAGGCCUCGUGUGAAGUUUGCCCUCGUGACCAGUACAUGGACCAAGACAACAAUGCCCCACGUUGUGAAAAUUGCAGCCGCUGCAGAGAAGAUGAGGAAGCUGUUGUGAUCUGCUCUGUGGCCCAGGACACCAAAUGUGAUUGCAAAGAUGGACUCAAUAGAGACCCCACCUCAGAUACUUGUGUCCCGAUUGGAGUUAAUUGGCUUGCUAUCCUUUUUGGAAUUAUCGUGACCAUUCUGGUGUUCAUCAUUCUGGCGUUCGUCGCUUUCAAGCUGAAAUUAUUUCCCGAUCGCUCGACUGAACAGGCUGAAGAAAAAUUGAAUUUGAUUAAGAUCCAAGUUCAAAGACCAGAAGAGCAAAAUAUACGGAAUCUCAUUCAGGAGAAUAAGGAAAUCCUGACAGCAUGGAUCGGAAUGGAUCCAUUCCCUAUCCUGGAUUACAUGGAUACGCAUUCUCUGAUCCCACGGGAUGUCUACAAUGGAGCCAAGAAAGAGCGUGGACGACACUGUGCAAACUUCUUGCUGUUAGAAUGUAUUGCUGCUGGUAACAGCCAAUGCCAGAAGCUGCUGGAAGCACUCCUUGAUGUGCAAGACAGCUACCCUGAUAUCAAGACAUGGCUGAUAGACCUGGACAUCAAGCGGCUGAUUCCAACGUUCGAGGGAAUCGUCUGCAAGAAGGUUCGCAGAGCGAAACCUGACCUCAAGCACUGGAUCGGUGUGGAGACUCAACCCCUCGUGGAGCAUAUGAAGAGGCAGAACUCCAUGAUGAUGCAACAAAUCCCUGACAACUUGUCAACAUCCUCUGAUCUCAUUGACUUUGUCAUUGAUAAUGGGGAGGAGUUCUGUGGGGCACUGGUGUCUGCCUUAAAGGAUCUGCCAAAUCAGUAUCCAAAUGCCCAGCCUUGGCUGCAACUGUCCCAGAAAUGAUCUAAAAUGCCGCUGUGAGAAUUAUAAGCUCAAAAUCGAAUCCCGAAUCGAUUUAAAUAUCUAACUCGCAGUCUUUAAGAUCCUCCAUGCCAACGUUUCUCAGAGUAUCUCUCUACUCCACGCACUCUCCUACCUCUCUCUACUCCACGCACUCUCCCACCUCUCUCUACUCCACUCCACGCACUCUCCUACCUCUCUCUACUCCACACACUCUCCCACCUCUCUCCACUCCACGCACUCUCCUACCUCUCUCCACUCCACGCACUCUCCCACCUCUCUCUACUCCACGCACUCUCCUACCUCUCUCUACUCCACACACUCUCCUACCUCUCUCUACUCCACGCACUCUCCU